Molecule: messenger RNA, 3196 nt
Organism: Amphiprion ocellaris (clown anemonefish)
Lineage: Eukaryota; Metazoa; Chordata; Actinopteri; Pomacentridae
Exons: 1
Coding region: 1595-3055 (486 amino acids)
Molecular function (GO): catalytic activity
Source: RefSeq, a predicted model, not a curated record
AGAGAAAUUAUUUAUACAGUGGAGAUAAAACAUUCUUUUCAAUAUAUAAGCAAUGUUAUUGUGUUAUUUUUGUUUUGUACGAUCUACUUAGCUUUUUAGGUCUAUGUGUUGUUCACAAUCAUAGUUUGAAAAGGACAGGUGAUACAAAUCCCCGAUGCCCAGCACUCUUUAACACUGAAGAAACUGAUGACCACAAAGCUUGAAAUGACAGUUGCAAAUAAUGAUCAUCGUAUGGCUGAAGUCUUAAAUACAAAAGAAGCUUUCCUAAAGAACUGCUUAUAGAAUUGCAAGAAAAUCAAAUCAGAUUCUGCGCUUGACUUCAGAAAACCUUAAGGACGAUUUUGGAGACCCUGCAGUGGUGGUUCAUGUUCUCCAACUGCACAAAUAUGAACUUCAUGGAGAAGUCAUCAGGAGAAUAUCAUUCCUACAUCCUCAUCAUAAAAUUUCAUCUAAUGAAACCCGAUGCAUUUUGGGAAUAAUUCCUGAGUAAUGAAGUUGAAAUGGAACUUUUUAGCCAUAAUGAGCGAAAGUACACUACCAUUCAAAAGUUUGAACGGUAAACUUUAAACUUUGAUAAUAGCUGUUACAUAUUAAAAAUAAAAAGCCGUGUUAUUUUCAAAUAAUUUAUUUCCCUUUAAAAGACACAUACAGUACUGUUCAAAAGUUUGAGGUCACUUAGAAAUGUCCUUAUUUUUGAAAGAAAAGCAUUUUUUUCAAUGAAGAUAACAUUAAAUUAAUCAGAAAUACAGUGUAGACAUUGUUAAUGUGGUAAAUGACUAUUCUAGCUAGAAACGACUGAUUUUUAAUGGAAUAUCUACAUAGGGGUACAGAGGCCCAUUUCCAGCAACCAUCACUCCUGUGUUCUAAUGCUACAUUGUCUUAGCUAAUGAUGUUGAAAGGCUAAUUGAUGAUCAGAAAAUCCUUGUGCAUUAUGUUAGCACAUGAGUAAAAAUGUGAGUUUUCAUGGAAAACAUGAAAUUGUCUGGGUGACCCCAAACUUAGGAAUGUUUGGGGUCACAUUUCCACCUGUUCAACAAGGGGUUGGGUUGGUUCUGCUUUGAACUUCUGCCGGAGCCACUGCCAUGUGCAACAUUUCAAUGGUAGAUAGGAGAAUGGACUCAGUUUCAUAGCGGCAAAUUUUGUAAGCAAACAUCACAGUGUCCAUAAAAAGCUAAGGAAGAAAAGAAGAUGGCUUUUACAACAGGAUUAGGAUCCAAAGCUAAGGACUUUUUAUGCCCCUCACAGUCACUGGCCUAAAUGUCAUUGAAAAUUUGUGGAUAGACCUCAAAAGCAUCCAGGAUGGCAUAAGAAUCUCACAAAAGAACAAGGUCUUUGUUGGAAGUUUAGGUGACAACUCCCCAAACAAGAAUUGAAAGACUUGAGAAUUGAGAGCUGCUACAUAAGCUGUUUACAACCUGUGAGAGCUGCCAAAGGAGGUAUUACUCAGUACUGGCCAUGCAGUGUCCCCAAAUCUUUGCUUCAAGCUUUUUUACUUUUUCUUAUUUUGAAACUGCAAAAGAUGGAAAUAAAACUGUAAUCUUGCUGCUCUGAACACUGAGUUCCUUCAUGUUGCCCCUUUAGAGUUCAGACCAGGAUGCAGAGUUGUAGUCUUCCACACCUCUCUGCAGUUUCCUCUCAGCUGUCACCCUCCAGUAAAUCACUUAGCUUUAUUGAGACUGUGUCUGUCCCCCGACCACCAAAAUUCAAUAAAUUAAGCAAAUCAAAACUAAACAAAAGACAUAGUAACCAUAAAAAUCUAAUUAAAAUUAAUACCACUAUUUCAACUGAGCGAAGAAACAGGACAAUUAAAUGUGGUCUGUUAAAUAUUAGAUCUCUCUCGUCUAAAUCUCUGUUAGUAAAUGAUUUGAUAACUGAUAACCAGAUUGAUUUGUUCUGUUUGACUGAAACCUGGUUGCAGCAGGAAGAAUAUGUUAGUCUAAAUGAAUCAACUCCUACUUGUCAUACUAACUGUCAUGUUCCUCGAAUCACAGGCCGAGGAGGAGGAGUGGCAGCAAUUUACGUCUCUAGCUUAAAAAUGAACCAGAGACCUAAACCUAGUUACAGUUCAUUUGAAAAUCUUACUCUCAGUCUCUCUCAUCCAGAUUUAAAAGCUCAGAAACCAGUUUUAUUUGUUGUUGUAUAUCGUCCUCCUGCUCCUUACUCUGAGUUUUUAUCUCAAUUCUCAGACUUUUUAUCUGAUUUAGUGCUCAGCUCAGAUAAAGUCAUUAUUGUGGGUGACUUCAACAUUCAUGUUGACGUGGACAGUGACAGCCUUACGACUGCUUUUAAUUCAAUAUUAGACUCAAUUGGGUUUUCUCAACAUGUAAAUAAACCAACUCAUAGUUUUAAUCAUACCCUUGACCUCGUUCUGACUUAUGGCAUAGAAAUCAAACAGUUAACAGUAUUUCCCCGGAACCCUCUUCUUUCUGACCAUUUUAUGAUAACAUUUCAAUUUACAACAAUAGAUUGUAUAGGAGUUAAGAAUAAAUAUCAUUACAGUAGAUGUCUGUCUCACAAUUCGGUGACUAAAUUUAAGGAAAUAAUACCCUCUCUAUUUAGUCCAGCACCACUUACUGAUAUAAUGGAAGGGAAAUAUUAUAAUUUUACCCCCACAGAAGUGGAUUAUAUUGUUAAUAAUGCUGCAGCCUCACUGCGUACAACACUUGAUAGUGUUGCACCUGUAAAAAAGAAAGUUCUAUCUCAGAGAGGACCUGCUCCUUGGUAUAAUUCCCAGCUGCGGACUUUAAAGCAGGCGUCCCGAAAGCUGGAAAGGAAGUGGUACUCCACUAAUUUAGAGGAAGUUUAUGUAGCUUGGAAAAAAAGUCUAGUAAUUUAUAAAAAAGCUCUUCGUAAUGCCAGGACAACAUAUUAUUCAUCUUUAAUAGAGGAAAACAAGAACAACCCUAGGUUUCUCUUCAGCACUGUAGCCAGGCUGACAAAGAGUCAGAGCUCUGUUGAAACUUGUAUUCCUUUAGCUUUGAGCAGUAACAACUUCAUGAGCUUCUUUACAAAUAAAAUUAUUACGAUUAGAGAAAAAAAAAAAAAAAAAAAUUAAUCUGGCCCUUCCGGCAAAUGUCACAGAUGUAUCAUCGAGUACAGAUACUUUAGAAUUGGCUGUAAGACCAGAUGGAUAUUUAGAAUUUUUCACCCCCAUACAUCUCUCUGAACUCAUUUCAAUAGUUUCUACAUCCAAACC